ACCGCGGAGCACAAGCAAAUCAGGCGCAAACUCCGCCUUUUGCUGGCCGUUCCAAGGACACACUGGCCGGGUGGCCAGCUAGUUAUCCUUGGGGUGAGCGCACGGGCUCCGCAACAGUCCCGCAAGACUCCCGCGCGCCGCAAUUUGCGGCGUGUUUAUCCAACCCCGGGGAAAGCGCCCCUCCCUUUGCGCCCCUGCUGGCUUCUCUCCUACCCUCCUGGAAGGGAAUUAGAGGCGUCGCAGAGCCGGAGGCAGCCGAUGGCGAAGCGCAGCUGAGAAGAGGAGACAGCGGCGGAUCGGGGACUGAAUCUGGAGAUGGAGGAGGAGCCUUUCGGCCGCCAGUUCUCCGGCCUUUCUGCGGGUUGAGCAGUGCGAUGGGCUGAACGCCUCGCCCGACUCGUCCCAGAGCAUCCCAGAUGAAGCGACCCAGGGUGGGCCCUUCCUCUCUCGGCGUCAUGAACCUCUUUGGACGAAAACCCCAAACGAUGUCGGAACCACUCGGGGAGCCGGAGGGGCCCUCCUUAGAUCGCGCCGAGGAGGCCCGAGUCGCCUUAAUGCUUCCAGAGGAGAAAGAAAAGGAGGACCUUGUAGAGUGCCCGCUCUGUCUGCUGGCCCAGCCCGCGGCGGCCUUCCCUGCGCUUUCCUCCUGUGCCCACCUAUCUUGCCUCACUUGUUUGCAGCAGUAUUUGCGCAUUGAGAUCAGCGAAAGCCGCGUCCAGCUGGCCUGUCCGCACUGUCCGGCUCUGUUACAACCGGCCGAGAUCCAUCAGCUGCUGCCUGAGGCCGGCCUGCGCGACAAAUACGAAGAGUACUUGCUGAGGCGCCUGUUAGUUGCGGACCCUGGCACGCGCUGGUGCCCGGCCCCUGAUUGCAGUUAUGCUGUAAUUGCAUAUGGCUGUGCUGAAUGCCCCCGGCUUGUUUGUGGUCGUCAGGAUUGCAAGACAGAAUUUUGCUACCAUUGCCGGCAGCCCUGGCAUCCCAAUUCCUCCUGUGAGCAGACCUGGCGGGAGUGGAAGCAGCAGAGCCCUUUGGGAGCUGUGGAACUCUCCACACAAUUGAUCUGGAAAGAGGAAGCAGCCCACAACCCUGACACCAUCAAGGUCUGUCCCCGCUGUGGUGCCUUCAUCAUGAAAAUCAACGAUGGGAGCUGUAACCGUAUGAACUGCACUGUCUGUGGCUGCCUUUUCUGCUGGCUCUGCAUGCAAGAAAUCACGGAUGUGCAUUUCCUCAGUCCUUCUGGCUGCACCUUUUGGGGAAAGAAGCCGUGGUCUCGAACCCGGAAGCUCCUAUGGCAGCUGGGCAUGGUGUUGGGUGCCCCAAUGGUGAUUUCACUUGUUGCUGGCAUUGCAGUGCCAGUCAUCACCUUGGGCAUACCCAUUUACACAGGGAAGAAGGUUUUGAGCCAUGGGCGUAAGAGCAAGCUGUCAGGCUGCCAGCAGUGUCUUUCUGUUGCCAGCAGCAUUCUCCUCUCUCUCUUUGUGUCCCCUGUCAUCACAGCCGUCACUGUUGGCUCUUUGCCUGCAGGGGUGGGCGUGCCCCUGAUGCUCACCUACGUGUAUGGGGUCGUGGUACUCUCUCUAUGCCGGAAUCGCUGGGGGUAUGGAAGCUCCCGAAAGAAAGCUGGGGAGCUCAGCACAGUGGAACUGGAGAACCUCGCCAAAUUGAACGAACUGCUGGCUGUGCUGCCUACCCCCAUGGUGCCUGAGAAGGGGGCUUCUGCCUCCAUCCCCCAUUCAAGUAACAGCCAGCAGGAACCAUGCCAAAAAGAUCGGAACAGUGAAUCUGCUAGCACUGUAGCUUUGGCAGGCAGCAUGCUGAGUGAAGCUCAAGAAACUUCUCACAGGGAUGGCCUGAAUAUGGUGGAAGUGGAAGUGGAGAUUGAAACUCAGCCACAGGCUGCUGGUGAGCACAGUCUAUGUAGUGUUGCAUCAGGCCACAGCUUUUCAGCAGAUUCUCUCGCCUACACAAGUGAUGGCUGCAGUUUGGCAGGAGUGAUGACAGAGUAAAGCAACUUAACACACAGAAGCAACCAUGGACUGAAGAUCCAAGCUCUCCUAGCUUGAAAGCUGUCUGCAGCCCAUGCAAGAUUCGUCACUGCUCACUUGUUACCCAAACACUUGGCAUCUUUUAGCCCCCACUUGAUUAAGACCUCUGGUGCUUCAGGAUAAUAAAUAGCAGCUAUCACAGGAGUCUAAUGGAUCCUCCCUUUAUAAUAUGUAGGGACGGAAUCCCAUGCGUUACCUACUUAGGUGGUGGGAAGAAGUCUUGUCAGAUGGGGCUAAACUGCUGAACAAUCUCUGAGAGACUAACUGUGAGGCCAGAUUCCCAUUAAAGGAGGCUUGGGAAACCUGUCAUCUUCCAGAUGUUGAAUUACAACUUCAAGCAUCACUCAUAAUUGGCCAUAUUGAUUGCAUCUCCUGAAUCGUAGAUUUCCUACCUCUGAUUAAAUGAUUUUAAGUAA
Molecule: messenger RNA, 2461 nt
Organism: Crotalus tigris (Tiger rattlesnake)
Lineage: Eukaryota; Metazoa; Chordata; Lepidosauria; Squamata; Viperidae
Product: E3 ubiquitin-protein ligase RNF19A-like
Exons: 8
Coding region: 417-2006 (529 amino acids)
Biological process (GO): positive regulation of proteasomal ubiquitin-dependent protein catabolic process; protein polyubiquitination; ubiquitin-dependent protein catabolic process
Cellular component (GO): ubiquitin ligase complex; cytoplasm
Molecular function (GO): ubiquitin conjugating enzyme binding; zinc ion binding; ubiquitin protein ligase activity
Source: RefSeq, a predicted model, not a curated record